AAUGUGUGAUGAACUAAACUGUUCCUUGAUUCAUGAAGAAGUAGAACUUAACAACAGCGAUGUCAUUUUAGUGUAGAAUGUUCGAUCGAUAACUAACGCACCAAUAUAACUGAAGACUGGUUUAUUUGUUGUUUGAGAUAACCGAGCGGUUCCUUUACAUCUUAACGGCUUCUGCCUACGCCCAUCGCAGCAUCCCUGUAGACAAAACAAGCGCACCCGGCUACAGACUUGAGGCAUUGCGGAAGUAGCUUUUCUAAACAUUUCCUAAACGUCGCAGCUCAGCGGAGGACAGAACUGUGCUCUGGACGAUGCUGCAGGGGCCGUGCGCAGACAGUAGUGGCCCUAGGUUCACUCCUUUGGUGGUACUGGAGCUAGCCUCAGACACUAAGGAGGAAGCCAUUGCAUGGCUACUGGGGAGAAUAAGAGACAACCAACAGAAUGGAGGUGCUGAGCUGCUGGUGGAGCAGCUGGGCCCUGGAGUCGAGGCUCAGGAGAAGGAAAACCCCAACAUGUUCUUGGUGGGGGCUACACAGCAGAGGCUGCUGUCUGGUGCUGAGGAUGUAGGCCUCUUCAAGGAGUUCAAGGAUGGAUCCAUGAGAGGCUUUACCUAUGCCACCAAACACAACUUCAAAGACUUUGAAGGGGACGGGGACUCCUUCCUCAGCAUGGCUGAGUGUCAGUACAUUAUUAAACAUGAGCUAGACACAUUACGGGCCAAAGAUGAGACUCAUGUACCAGGACACCCCCAGGCCAAGCUCUACCCUGGGAAAUCUAUCAUUCGCAGACUGCAGUCCAAGGGGAUUCUGAUCCAAGUUUUUCCUCUCCACGACAAGGAGGAACUGAAGAGGCUGUCUUUUUCUUGGUACAAAAAGGUGAAGUUGGCCUAUCAGCCUCUUGAUGACAUCAGACACUACUAUGGUGAGGGUCAGGCCCUCUACUUUGGCUUCCUGGAGUACUUUACCUUUGCCCUGGUACCUAUGGCUCUCAUUGGAGUGCCUUACUAUCUGUUUGACUGGGAGGACUACGACAAAUAUGUCAUCUUUGCUGGGUUCAAUUUGGUCUGGUGCACUGUUAUCUUGGAGUUUUGGAAGCGUUGCAGUGCCUCACUAGCCUACCGCUGGGGCACACUGAGCAGGAAAAGGGCCUUUGAAGAACCUCGGCCAGGUUUCCAUGGCGUCCUCGGGUUCAACCCUGUAACUGGCCGUGAGGAGCCUCUCUACCCCAAUGUCAAAAGGCAACUGCGUAUCUACCUUGUGUCCCUGCCCUUUGUCCUGUUCUGCCUUUACCUGUCCCUCACCAUCAUGAUGAUCUACUUUCUAAUGGAGGGGUGGGCGCUGUCAGUCCAUGAUGAGGACCCCACAUUCUGGACAGGAAUACUGUUGUACAUCCCCAGUAUUAUCUAUGCUGUGGUCAUAGAGAUUAUGAACCUCAUCUAUAGAUAUGCUGCCGAGUUCCUCACCGAGUGGGAAAAUCACAGGCUAGAGUCAUCAUAUCAGAAUCACUUGGUCCUCAAAGUAUUAGUAUUCAACUUCUUCAACUGUUUUGCCUCACUGUUCUACAUCGCCUUUGUCAUGCAGGACAUGGUGCUACUCAGACAGAGUCUGGCCACACUAUUGAUCACUAGUCAGAUCUUGAAUCAGUUUAUGGAGGCCUUCCUACCCUACUGGCUCCAGAGGAGACGCAACAAGAAGAUGAUCCGCAAAGUCCAGAAUGGAAGAACUCUGGAGGACAAAGAGCUUCCUCUGGUUGAGCAGGUCCGGCUGGAGGCCGACAUGAGCACAUACUUGGGUACCUUUGAUGACUACCUGGAGCUCUUCCUGCUUUUUGGUUACGUCAGUCUCUUCUCCUGUGUCUACCCUCUGGCUGCUGUCCUGGUGGUGCUGAACAAUAUCACCGAGGUUUACUCUGAUGCCUUUAAGAUGUGUCGUGUGUUCAAACGACCCUUCUCGGACCCGGCAGCAAACAUAGGAGUCUGGCAGCUUGCCUUUGAGGCCAUGAGCGUGAUAGCUGUUGUGACCAACUGUUCGCUGAUAGGCAUGUCUCCACAAGUCAAGGCAUACUUCUCCAACUCAGAGACACAACUCAUACUGUGGACUGUAGCUAUUGAGCAUGGGCUGCUGGCCUUCAAGUUCAUCCUGACCUUCCUCAUCCCAGAUGUUCCCAAACACAUCCAGAUCAAUCUGGCCCGCCUGGAGUUUGAAUCACUGGAAGCCCUCAAGAAAAAGAAAAUGCUUGAAGCCUCGGAGCUCGUUAAGAACACCCAGUGAAGAGGAGAGGCGGACCUACAGGCAAUGAUGGACCGCCAGCAGCCGCUUCACACUGUUGUUUAUGCAAACACGUAUUCACAUGUAUGUAUUCAGACCAAACCACUUGGGACUUUUUGUGGUUGACCUUUACACAGGGGUGUGCUGCUCACCUGCAAUAUCUUCUCAGCAUUACUAAAUGGGCUGUUAACAGUGGUUUACUACUAUUUCAGAUACACAGCUGUGUACCAGCCAAUCACGCUGGUCUCUACAGAUGUACUGUAAUGAGGUUUUAUGUUGGGGUGGUGGAUACAUGAGAUAAAUGGUGUUUUAAAAAGAUGUUAAAAUCACAGAAGAAUGCUGUAUUAUGACGUACUAUACUGUACCAAAGCCUCCAUCUAAAUGGAUGACUGAUGCUGACUGUAUUUCGCUAUUAAAGCUGCUUGUGAUUAGAAAUCAUUUUGAGUUCUACACUCCAAGUAACUGAACACCUAAUUGUGAAAAGUGGUAUCAAAUACUGGACUUUGAAGCCAACUAUCUGCAUUUAUGUGUCUGAAUUCCACUCUUCAAAAUUUUCAUGACGUAAUUUAAGCAGUGCAAAAUUCAGUUAUCCAAUGGAAAUAAAAAGCUAUAUUCAUGUCACUAAGACUUUGUUGUUCAUUUUCUAGUAUAUACAUUUCAUUCCAUUUUUUUAAAUAAUUACUAAAAUCAAAGUUCAAGAUUAAAAAUUUAAACUUUAACACUGGGGCUACCAAGAAAAUGCUAUCAAGCAUGAAACUGUCCUAUCAGGUUACAGUCUGUUAAUCAUGUAAUUCAGAAAGAUGUUGGACAGCGGAGUUUUUUAUCUGGAUUUGUGUAGCCAAGUGCUUGACAUAGCAAAACUUGAAAUUUCCUUUUGGGAAUUAAAAGCACAUAAAUUCAGAUACGAUGUUUCUCAAAAUAAAAUGUUUAACACCAUAAAUGCGGUAUUUGAUUUUAACAUUAAUCACAAUUAGGUAUUCAGUGGCUUACAAGACUUAAGAAAAAAGGAGUGUCUGUUUUGUUUGUUUUAGACAAGAGUUAAUGACAAAUGCUGAGCAUGUGAUGUGACUAGAGUGUAAUUAGUCAGUAAUAAUAUCAGUCUGUUUCUUCCAGUGUACAUGAAUAUGACUUAAGUCAACCAUCCCUGGUGCCUUGAACUGUAAUGCCUAUCUGAAUAUGCUUUACACACAGUCCUCUGGUAUUUACAAGACCUAAUGUAUUAAAAUUGUUGUGAAGAAUAAAGAACAUUGAAACCUUA
Epinephelus lanceolatus (giant grouper) is the source of this 3522-nucleotide messenger RNA. It is a transcript of the gene ano10a, whose product is annotated as anoctamin 10a. Gene Ontology annotation, cellular component: plasma membrane. Lineage: Eukaryota; Metazoa; Chordata; Actinopteri; Perciformes; Serranidae. Gene Ontology annotation, biological process: chloride transmembrane transport. The record is from RefSeq and is a predicted model, not a curated record. Gene Ontology annotation, molecular function: chloride channel activity.